AACUUGGUGAGAAUUAUGGGGUGGUAGGAAGGAUAGAAUGUCUUGUUGUUUUCCAAUCUUGUCUUAUUGCUUCCCCAGCUUUUUUUUAUACUACCAAGUGCUAUCUGGGCUGUUUCUUAGUCACUUCUUUCCUUUGGUAGUCCUUUCCAAAAAUAAUCUUGCAAGUAGCUUAAUUCAACAAACAGGUUCUCUUGCUCUUUAAUAUUUGUUGUGGUAAUGUUAUCUUCUAAAGUCAAAGUUAAAGCAGCUCCCUUUGCCUUCUUUUUAGUAAAAUAGUCUUUAAUUGCUUCUUUGAUGUAAAAUUGGCCUUUCCUUCAUGCAAGCCAUGCUCUCCUCACAGUGAAUUCUAGACCUGCCUUGGGAAUAGAACUUUUUUUUAAGAGAAGCAAAUUAUUCAAUAAGUAUUUAUCAAUUGGACUUUUAAUCUCACUAUACCCUCCAGAGCCUAUAAUAAUAAUAGAGGACUUCCUCCUGCUCUCAUGAAAGGUCACCAUUAAUGUACCUUAGAAAUAAUAGCAUUUGUUCUGUGGAGUAGAAUAGAAACUUUGGUCAAUAUAAAUUUGUAGACAUAUUUGUAUUUAUCUUCCCAAUUUGAAGCUACAAGUAAUGAAAAAUUUGUUUUGAUAAAUACAGUAUAUCAAAAAUAGGCUAAAGCAAAUGAAGCCAAAACACAAAUGAAGAUUUCCCUAUACCUCCACACCUGUUUUGGUUAAUAGUGCAAAAAUGAGCAGAGAUGUGGAGGUUUAGGGAAAUCUCUCCCUCUCAGUUUCCAAUUGGGGUGGUGGGUAUAGCCAAGCAGAGAAGGCUAUCUACUCCUAUUUCAAUAACUCAGAAUUUGCUGUAACCUUCAAACAAUUUAUUCCAGAGCAAACAAUUCCAUUGGCUGUGUUUGAACUUGGUUACCAGAAUGGGUUAUCAAACCCAUUUUCUUUGAUAAAAAUGAUACACUGAACCAUAGUCUAAUAAAACAGUCUUGGUUUGCACAUUAAGGCACAAAAAUCCAAGCUAACAUUAAGCUAACCAAGUUCAUUAAGAUUGGCCUUUCAUUACUCAACAAAGUUAUAAAACUAAGUCUAUUGUUGCAAAGCAGCAGGGACCGCUCUAGCAAUGCAAGUCUCUGAACAGAUGGUUCAGCUCUUCUGGAAUUGUUCUCCUUUUUACUUUCUUCUUUCAAAAGCAAAAAAUCAGUCACCCAGAUUAUUCUAGAGACCGUGUAAUUUUCCCUCCAGGAUGAUGGAAGCCAGUAAUUUAGCCCCCAAAUUGCGGUGUCUUCUUUUGCUUUAUGAAAUAAUAUAGAGUAGAUGGUCCUUCCCCAGUUGUCUUUGGCUCCUUAUGGGGACAGCUAGUUGGCAGGAAGGGGUAGCAGGCACUGCGAGGAAAGGCAUUUGAUCUAAACAUCCCAUUUUCCCAAAUCUAUCCUGAUCCAAUUUUAAAAUACACCUUUUUUCUGUUUUAAUUAUUAAACACUGUGGUAAUGUUGUCUGGGGACUACUCUUACUUAUUUACUUAAUUAUUAUUUUAAAAAAUCCUAGAAGGAAAAAUACUUAACUAGGGAGUAGGAUUCAAGGAUGUAUCUGCACUCAUGAUAUCAUAGUGCAGAAACUCGACAUCAUAGAGAACCCAUCUGUGUUGUCUUGACAACCAGCUAGAGCUAAACACUUUAAAAAUCCUUGUGAGAGAUGGAUAGGCUUUAUUUGCCUUGCAGUUGAGCACCAUCAGUUUGAGAUCCUCUAAGCCAUACAGCCAUUUUUAAAAUAUAUAUUUAUAUAUAUAUAUAUAUACACUAGAUGUGCUUGUAGAACUUAAAACAAAAACACUUAAGAAAAAGCAUCUGUUCUAGAAUCUCAAGUGUCAAGGCAACAACUGGGGCAAGACAGCUGUAAGCUGCUAAAAUAUCCCCCUGAUCUAACAGGAACAGAGAAGUGACGGAAGAUCCCAUCUUGAAAAAUAUGAUGGAGCCAAGUGCAUUUCCUGAGACCCCUACUCUAGAUGCAUCUGAUGAUGUGGCUGAGUCUCCACAAACUGAAGAUGCAGAUGAAGGUCCAGAUUCCCAGAACACUCCGGGUUCUUCUGAGUCCACUGCUGCACUGGAUCCUUUGCUGCAUGAUGGCAGAAAUAAUUCCAAGAAAAGAGCCACCCACUCUUCCAAAAGAGCUGGAAGACAGUUGAGUCAACCAAGAGCCGUUGCACCCAAGCCACCAACUUCCAAUCUUUCCUUAUUGAUCUACACUGCUGUUGCCACCUGCCAGAAGAAGUCUGGCCUUUCCAUGCAAGCUCUUAAGAAAAUCGUGACAAACAUGGGCUACGACAUGGCUAAAAAGAAGCACUAUUUCCUGAGAUCUAUCAAGAAUAUGGUGUCUAAAGGGCAACUCUGGCAAGUGAAGGGCACUGGAGCAACAGGCUCAUUCAAGAUCAACCCUGACAUUGGAAAGAAGAACAACCCACCAAAGAUGAAAGGAAAAGGUCCGAAGACCAAACAUUCAAUCAAGAAAAAAAAAAGUUCUACUGUGUCUAAGAACGGCCGAGAAGCUGCCAAGAAGCAAGUCAAGGCUGAAGUCAAGAGAACCUGCAGAAGAGGCAAGAUGUCAUCUGUUCAGGCUGCUCCAAGUCAGGUCAAGGUGUAAAGAAUGCCUGAGCUGCCUUUCAGAAUGAGAUCUGAAGCUUUUUGACUAAUAAAGCAAUCACUGUAUUUGAAAUUCAA
Crotalus tigris (Tiger rattlesnake) is the source of this 2701-nucleotide messenger RNA. Its product is annotated as histone H1.2-like. Bases 1950 to 2624 code for a protein of 224 amino acids. Gene Ontology annotation, molecular function: DNA binding. The transcript has 2 exons. Gene Ontology annotation, biological process: nucleosome assembly. The record is from RefSeq and is a predicted model, not a curated record. NCBI's taxonomy places the organism in Eukaryota, Metazoa, Chordata, Lepidosauria, Squamata, Viperidae. Gene Ontology annotation, cellular component: nucleosome.